This is a messenger RNA of Lodderomyces orthopsilosis Co 90-125, 957 nucleotides long. It is a transcript of the gene RBE1, whose product is annotated as sterol-binding protein. The record is from RefSeq and is a predicted model, not a curated record. NCBI's taxonomy places the organism in Eukaryota, Fungi, Ascomycota, Pichiomycetes, Serinales, Debaryomycetaceae. Gene Ontology annotation, cellular component: extracellular region. Bases 1 to 957 code for a protein of 318 amino acids. The transcript has a single exon.
AUGAGAAUAUCCACAAUUUCAGCCAUUGCUGCCAUAAUAGUGGCUACUGAGGCUGCUCCAGUUAUAUACACCAAUUACGUUACUGCUGGUACCACCCAUACUAAUUGGGUUACUGUAACUACUGGAACCACUACCAAAACAGGUUUGACUACUAUUUAUGGUCCACCUCCAGCUGCUACUAAUACUGCUUCAACUUCAUCUUCAAGUUCAACUCCAUCAUCGAGUUCAGUAACAUCAAACACAAGCUCAAGCUCAAUAACUAGUUCUACUGUCCCUUCUACAAGCAGCUCUUCAUCAGUAGCUGAAACAUCUACACCAUCAUCGAGCUCAACUUCCACACCUUCAACCUCAUCUUCCUCAUCAUCAAUCUCAUCUACCUCAGCCACUUCAUCUUCCACCUCAUCUACAUCAUCAACCCCAGCAACUUCAUCAUCAACCCCAGCAACUUCAUCCUCAAGUCAAUUAUCAACUCCAUCAACCGAUUCUGCUUUCGCCAAUACAAUCUUAGCCGCUCACAAUAGAGUACGUGCUCUCCAUGGUGUUCAAGAUUUAGCUUGGAAUGACACUUUAACCAAAUACGCAGCUGAUUACGCUGCCAACACUUUUUCAUGUGAUAAUGUUCAAUUAGUUCAUUCUGGUGGUCCGUAUGGGGAAAACUUGGCUGCUGGUUACCCUGGUGGUGAUUCACCAGUCAAUGCUUGGUACAAUGAAAUUAAAGAUUACAACUAUGAUGCUCCUGGUUAUUCAACUGCAACUGGUCAUUUCACUCAAUUGAUUUGGAAAGCUACUUCACAAGUUGGUUGUGCUUAUGUUACUUGUGAUAAUGCUUGGAGGCAAUACACCAUUUGUGAGUAUUAUAGUAGAGGUAAUAUUGUUGGAAUUGAUUAUACUACUGGUAAGUCAUUGUUUGAAGAAAAUGUGCUCCCACCAGUGUCAGGUGAAGUCCAGUUACAAUAG